AUGAGGUCAACUCCUGGGCUGCCAGCCACAUGGGCAGCUCUGCUGUGUCUUCUGGCAGCUUUGGCCUGCUUGCUUAACCCAGCUUUCUCGGUCAAGGAACACGACUUUAAAAAGUGUGACCAGUCCGGAUUCUGCAAGCGAAACCGCGCCUUUGCCGACGAUGCUGCAGCUCACCGAACGACCUGGAGCUCUCCGUACGAUGUUAUUCCCGAAUCGGCCAGCCUCAAAGAUGGCCAAUGGCAGGCUGUGAUUCUCAAGACGAUCAAUAAUGGCGAGAGGGCGCGGUUUCCCAUUACCGUUUCUCUACUGAAGAGUGGUGUUGCCCGCAUCUCUAUCGAUGAAGAGAAGCGCCAAAAGAAGGAGAUCGAACUACGACACAAUAGCAAAGCCCGAAAAGAGCGUUACAGCGAGGCUGAGGACUGGGUCAUUGUCGGUGGACUGGAGCUGGACAAGCAGGCGCAGGUCGCCUUCCAGGACAAGUCCCAGGUCAAUAUCAAAUAUGGCGGCGAUCAGGACCUGGAGGUUGUCAUUAAGUUUUCACCAUUUGAAGUCGAUUUCAAGCGUGGCGGCGAGUCUCAUGUCAGGUUCAACGAUCGUGGACUCUUCAACAUGGAGCACUGGCGACCAAAGAUAGAAAAGCCCACGGCCGAGGAGGGUAAGGGUGAAGAUGGCACGAAGAACGAUAGCGGCGAGGAUGAGAGCACGUGGUGGGAUGAGUCCUUUGGUGGCAACACUGAUUCAAAACCCCGUGGGCCGGAGAGUGUUGGCAUGGAUAUUUCGUUUGUUGGAUAUGAACAGGUCUUUGGCAUCCCUGAACACACUGGGCCAAUUUCGCUCAAGCAGACCAGAGGUGGUGACGGUAACCACCAGGAGCCUUACCGUCUGUAUAAUACCGACGUGUUUGAGUAUAUCCUUGACAGUCCCAUGACGCUAUACGGCGCCAUCCCCUUUAUGCAGGCUCAUCGCAAGGACUCCUCUGUUGGCGUCUUUUGGCUCAACGCUGCCGAGACGUGGAUCGACGUUGUCAAGGAAAAGGACAGCAAGAACCCCCUCAACCUAGGCAAGGGGUCUACCAGCACGCACACGCAUUGGUUCUCCGAAGCCGGUAUUUUGGAUGCGUUCGUCUUUAUGGGCCCGACACCCCGCGACCUGACAAAGAGGUAUGGCGAACUUACCGGUUAUACUGCCAUGCCACAGGAGUUUUCGAUUGGAUAUCACCAGUGCCGUUGGAACUACAUUUCAGAUGACGAUGUCAAGGACGUCGAUCGACGGAUGGACAAAUAUAAAAUCCCUUACGACGUCAUCUGGCUUGACAUUGAGUACACAGAAGAGAAGAAGUACUUCACCUGGGACCCUCAUGCCUUUGCCAACCCCGUUAGCAUGGGCCAGCAGCUGGAUGCCCAUGGCCGCAAGCUUGUGGUCAUUAUUGAUCCUCACAUCAAGAAGGUGGACAACUAUCCCGUCAGCUCUAACAUGCUCUCAAAGGACCUUGCCGUCCACAACAAGGACGACGAAACAUAUGAAGGAUGGUGCUGGCCCGGCUCAUCUAACUGGGUCGACUGUUUCAACCCCAAGGCCAACGAGUGGUGGAAGACUCUUUUCAAAUAUGAUUCGUUCAAGGGAACAUUGGAAAACACGUUCCUCUGGAACGACAUGAACGAACCCUCGGUAUUUAACGGCCCGGAGACCACUAUGCCGAAGGACAACAUUCACUUUGGCAACUGGGAGCACCGUGACAUCCACAACUUGAACGGCCUUACGUUCCACAACGCAUCUUGGGAAGCCAUGGUUAGCCGUAAGAAGGGAGAGAAGCGGCGCCCCUUUAUUCUCACUCGUUCCUUCUACGCCGGGUCCCAACGACUUGGCGCUAUGUGGACGGGCGACAAUCAAGCCAGUUGGGAACAUCUGGCUGCCUCUAUCCCCAUGGUCCUCAACCAAGGUAUCUCCGGAUUUCCUUUUGCAGGUGCCGACGUUGGUGGUUUCUUUGGCAACCCUGACAAGGACCUGAUGGCUCGCUGGUACCAGACAGGUAUAUUUUACCCAUUUAUGCGUGCCCACGCUCAUAUCGAUUCGCGCCGUCGCGAGCCGUAUAUGCUCGGCGAGCCUUACACCGAAAUCCUAACCAAGGCUCUUCGCCUGCGUUAUUCUUUGCUCCCCUCGUGGUACACUGCAUUCUUCCACGCCAACCGCGAGGGUAGUCCCGUUGUGCGUCCCAUGUUCUGGACUCACCCAUCCGAGGAGAGCGGCUUUGCUAUUGAUGACCAACUCUUCGUCGGUACUACUGGCCUUCUUGCCAAGCCUAUUGUCGAGAAGGACAAAUUCUCUACUGAUAUUUGGAUUCCUGAUGACGAGGUCUACUUUGACUACACGACUUACCAGGUAAUGAAGACCCAAAAGGGCAAGCGAGUCACAGUUAACGCAGCGAUCGACUCUGUUCCCCUCCUCAUGCGAGGUGGUCACAUUUUCCCUCGUCGCGAUAUUCCCCGUCGCUCUAGCGCGGCCAUGCGCUUCGACGACUACACCCUCGUAGUUACUGUCUCCAAGGACGGUUCCGCAGAAGGCGACCUGUACGCAGACGAUGGCGAUACCUUUGAUAAUGAAAAAGGCCAGUACAUCUACCGCAAGUUCAGCCUUGCUGAUAACGUCCUCACAUCUACUGAUGCCGAAGGUCGCAACGCCAAGUCGGUCAAAGCGGGGAGUUGGCUUAAGGCCAUGCGCGACGUCCACGUCGAUCGUAUCAUUGUUAUCGGCGCCCCAGCAAGCCUGGACGUCAAGGAAGUGCAGGUCGAGUCGGAGGGCAAGAAUUGGGCAGUCAAGGUUGAUUACCACGCUGCUGAGAAAGGCAGAGCUGCGUUUGCUGUGCUUGGCCGUGUGGGUACUAAGAUUGGCGAGGACUGGAGCAUUAAGAUUUGA
Molecule: messenger RNA, 2913 nt
Organism: Pochonia chlamydosporia 170
Lineage: Eukaryota; Fungi; Ascomycota; Sordariomycetes; Hypocreales; Clavicipitaceae
Product: alpha glucosidase II
Exons: 2
Coding region: 1-2913 (970 amino acids)
Biological process (GO): N-glycan processing; carbohydrate metabolic process
Cellular component (GO): glucosidase II complex
Molecular function (GO): alpha-glucosidase activity; carbohydrate binding
Source: RefSeq, a predicted model, not a curated record